Pseudozyma flocculosa PF-1 is the source of this 2037-nucleotide messenger RNA. RefSeq lists its product as uncharacterized. Lineage: Eukaryota; Fungi; Basidiomycota; Ustilaginomycetes; Ustilaginales; Ustilaginaceae. Bases 1 to 2037 code for a protein of 678 amino acids. The record is from RefSeq and is a predicted model, not a curated record. Gene Ontology annotation, molecular function: protein binding. The transcript has 2 exons.
AUGCCGGCACAAAAACGAUCCAGACCCGCUCCGGGCAGCGCCUCGAGGGAGGCCCCCCAGCCCAAGGGCACCGCGUUCCGCAAGUCGGCCAAGAAGCAGCGCACCGACGACCAGCAGGACACGGCCUCGUCCAAGCCCAAGCCCAAGCCCAAGCCGCAGCCCCAGCGGCAACGGCCCAAGGACCAGCCCAAGCCCAAGACCAAGCACGAGUUCAUCAAGGCCAAGCAGGAGGCCGCGAGAAGGGAAAAGGAGGCCGCCCAGGCCGCCGCCGACAAGGAAAAGCUCCAGCGGCAGCGCGACAAGGCAAAAGUCAAGGCGGCCAACAAGGCCAACAACGCCGGACCGGCAAAGCUCGUCAUCGUCCCACCGGCGCCCACGAGAUCCUUCCAUCUCAUCGCCGGCUCCUACGAGAGGAUCCUAUAUGGCCUGCAGGCCACUCUCGAGCCGACCUCGGAUGCUGCCGCCGAUGCGUCCGCCUCCGCCUCGUCCUCGUCCUCGUCUGGCGGCUUCACCGCGCAGCUCAAGCCCGUCUUCACCUUCCCCGCCCACGUCUCGUCGAUCCGAACCGUCGCCACCGCCGAUUCCACGUCCAAGUGGCUCGCCACCGGCGGCACCGACGAGGUGGUCAAGGUCUGGGACCUGCGCAGGCGGAGAGAGGUCGGUCAGCUGACGGGACACGAGGGCACCAUCACCUCGCUCACCUUUGCCUCCAAGACCUACCUCCUCACCACCAGCGCCGACUCCAACAUUAACCUCUACCGCACCAGCGACUGGGCGCUCCUGCGCACGCUCAAGGGCCACAUCGGCCGCAUCAACUCGGCCGCGCCGCACCCCUCUGGCCGCCUCGCGCUCAGCGUCGGCUCGGACCGCACCAUCCGCAUGUGGGACCUGAUGCGGGGCCGAGCCGCCGCCUCGACCAAGAUCGGCAUCGAGGCCGACCUGGUGCGCUGGGACACCAAGGGCCGCAGGUUCGCCGUGCUCGCCUACCGCCAGGCCAUGGUCUUUAGCACCGAUAUGACCAAGAUCGCAGAGGUGGAGGACUCGAAGCGCAUCGGCGACAUCCAGUUUGCCAGGGUCAGGGUCGGGGCGUCCAAGGAGGAGCACGAGCUGCUCUUUGCCGCUCUCGAGGAUGGCACGGUCAAGAUCUACGACCUCGAUGCCAAGGUGGCCGUCGACGAGGCCGCCAAGGAGGCCGAGGGCGGCAAGAAGGAGGAGAAGAAGAAGAAGGAGGCACGGCAGGAGGACGACGCCGGGGAGAGCGGUGACGAGAGCGAUGACGACGAGGAGGAGCAGGAGGACCUCACGCCACUCGUCGAUGUCGGAAGGCUGGUCGGCCACAAGAACAGGGUCAAGGCCGUCUCGAUUCUCCCCGUUGUGGUCCCGUCCGACGCCUCGGGCAAGGGCAAGGGCAAGGCCGAAGCAUCCGUUCCCGCCUCGACCUGGGUCGCUUCUACGAUUUCGUCUGACGGGUUCAUUCGCGUCUUUGACCUGACGGCCGUCUGUGCCGCUCUCUCGCCUGCCUCGGCCGGCGCCAAGACGCUCGACGCCUACGCCGAGGGCCUCGUCUCGGUCGAGGCGAUCGGCUCUUACAACACCAAGGGCACCAGGCUCACGUGCCUCUCCACGGUCGGCAUCCCACAGUCGACGGCAAAGGCCAACGGCGACGACGGCGACGGUGACGAGGACGAGGACGAGGACGAGGACGACGGUGCCGGUGCGGUGGUGAUCGAGAGCGACGAAGACGCCGUCGACGUCGACGGCAUGGACGAAGAUGAGUCGGACGGCGACGAAGGCGAGGUCGACGAGGCUGCCGAGGAUGCCGAACUCAAGAGGCUGGAAAAGGCGCUCAAGGAGGCCCAGGCCAAGGGCCUCAAGCUCGAGGACCUCGAGGAGCUGCUCGAAGCCGCAGAGGCGCAGGGCAGCGACUUUGACCUCGACGACGACGAGGAGUACGAUGCCGGAGACAGUGAUGACGACGAAGAGGUCGACGAGGUCGAGGACGAGGUCGAAGGUCCGGACGAGGGCGAGGAGGAGUAG